Aureobasidium pullulans EXF-150 is the source of this 1244-nucleotide messenger RNA. RefSeq lists its product as uncharacterized. The transcript has a single exon. The coding region runs from base 159 to 1127 and encodes 322 amino acids. The record is from RefSeq and is a predicted model, not a curated record. Lineage: Eukaryota; Fungi; Ascomycota; Dothideomycetes; Dothideales; Saccotheciaceae.
UCCAUCUUUCAUGCUCCUUCCUUUUCGAGAAUCUGGUCAUCCAAAAUAAAGUGUGACGUAGAGCAGGAGUUUAGGCCCAAACUCCGGAGAUUGCGCGACUGCGACCAUGACCACAACCUUCCUGACUUGACGACGACUGUCUAAUAUGGCACGCAAACAUGGACAAGAAAGAAAAGAAAGAGAGGAAAAACUCUAGCCAUCAUCGCCCACACCGUCACCAUCAUGCGCGCGACACAAUCACAUCAGCCGUUCAACUGCAACAUCCUUUCUCCUUCGAGAACUACAAUCCUUUGCGACGAGCUCAACACCAUCAUCACCACAGGUCCCGUCGUGAUCGAUCGCCAGAAAAGUCGGAUGCAAACAAAGACGGCACCAACGACGAACAAGAGCAAGAACCCCCCAAGCCACAAUGGUCGCCCGAGGUAGAAUAUGCCGUCGACCAUCCGCCGCGUCGUCUCGUCACUCCCGACACCAUUGCCCUCGAGCGCCAACUACGUGAGCGACGCCAGGACCAUGUAUCUUCCGCCUUGAAUGCCCUGUCGCGCGACGCACACACGGCCACCCGGAAGUUGGACGACACAUACUAUGCUCUGCUACAAAAGGUCGGCCUGCUCAAAGCCACCAUCGCUUCCUUCCAAGACCUGCACUCCUGUCUCGACGAAACCACACAAGAUUUUGCCACACGAUCAGACUCACUCGUCAAGGACAUCACUGGUCAGAUCGACGCCUUCCAAAACAUGUCACAGCAGGACGAGUCCAUCGACCAGCUAGUCAAGCGAUUACACAAAGCUAAGGAACGAGCAGAGUCCUUCGAAUCCAGAUUGGAGUCCUGUCGUCUGCGUCUGGAGCAAUGGGAAAAGAAAGAGCAAGAAAAGAACAAACGCAACAACCGCACCUGGGCUUUGGCCUUGACUGGCCUGACCGCCUUCGUCAUUCUCAUUCUCGCCAUCGUGUUAUGGAGGAAGGGUUCACUUGCUUCUGUCACAGAGAAGCCUUCAGAGUGGAAGGAAGCUCUGGGUCUCGAGAGAAACAAGACUGCCCCUGGUAUACACCUCGCCGACCCCAAGGAAGAAAAGUUACAGGCCAAAGAAGCUGCAAAGUGGGAUAGGUUGCUUGACGAACUAUGAGUACAAGCUUCUGAAUCCACACUAUUGUUCUCCUUCUCCACGGCUCGUUUGACCACGUGAAGAUGGAGCUGUCAUACUCUCACUGGAACUAUAGAGCUCACAGCAGAACACCUCACG